Messenger RNA from Leptosia nina, 9150 nucleotides. The record is from the annotation of a GenBank genome assembly. NCBI's taxonomy places the organism in Eukaryota, Metazoa, Arthropoda, Insecta, Lepidoptera, Pieridae.
AUGAAUUUAUUGGAAAAAGCCGAGAAAUCGCUUGACUUUCUGAAAAAUUACGAAGGUGUUGCGAAGGGUCAUGAAUUGCAAGCGGCUGCGGGCUCUUUGGGGCGCUGUUUGGGUGCAUUGGGAACUCGAUCUAACUGUUCACGACACUAUGCAAAUUUACUAAGCGCAGCGGUUCCGACACUAUUUUCUCUGGCCAGUCAUGAAAACGCUGAAAUAAGAUUGGUUGGAGAUGAGGCACUGAACAGAGUAAUUGUUGGUGGUUUUGCUUUUAAUUCUUAUAAGACCAAUGCUAUUUUACUUAAUCAGAUUGAUGUCUCCAAGAAUGCAAGAUGGAAUCGGGCAGCUAUCAGUCGUAUAUGUCUAGGUGAUUGUUGGCUACGUCCCGGAGUGGGUAAAAUACGAUCACAUGCUCAGGCGCUAUUUCCAAAGCUAAGCCAAAUUUUGAGAAACACCACAGAGUUACAAUUAAUUGUUGAAGCCUUGGAGAGUAAUUUGCCCAGACUUUUGAAAGCUUUGGCUGAAUACACAACAGAUGAAGAAAUAUAUGAUGUUGCGCGUUCUCUCUUGUCACGUGUGGUGUGUAACGAAGCGUCAGUGCGCCGUGGUCUUGGCGCAUGCGUUGCACACCUGUGUUCACACCGAGAAACACUUCUAACGCAGAUCUUGGAUAGAGCAUUUGAAAAACUUUGGCCAAUCGCUAACGAAGAUAACAUAGCGAUCGGCUGGUUUUGUGUGAUAAAAGCUGUAUUCCAGAUAAAUGACAUCAGUAAAUUUACUGACAGUGCUGUAUUUAACGUUCAAGAUUACUUGGAACUAUACCAUUUGUGUAUACUGUAUAUAGAGCAGUGUAUCACACACAAUGUUCAAAAUGCGGUUCUUGAAUGCCUCUGUGUCUUAUUGGGACUUGCGCGUGGCGCAUACAGGCGAGUUCUCACUGAACAGCCGUCGUCGAAGGUCUGCCUUGAGGAUAGGAUAACUCGGAGGGGGCAUAAACGGAACACAAGUUAUACAAGUGCAAUAUCAACAUACACCAUUGCACAAUUGCCACUCGAAUCUCGUGAAUCAGAUUUAGCGUUCAGUGGGGCUCUGCAGCUCGGCAGCGUUCUCAGGCUUAACACUCCUACUGCCAGUGUUGAUGACCUCAACAUUCAGACACCAGACAGUCCAGAAAGUGAGACUGAGCUCCAACUAGAUGCGGAACAACUAUCGAGAGACGUGUCAGAGCGACUGCAGCAUUAUGAAGACACCGAUGAAGAUGAUGCUGUUUCUAGAGAUACGCCAUUCAAGGUUAACAUCGGUUCAUCUACAUGUGAGGAAGAUGUAAGAGCGCUCUACUGCGCUCGUCUUCUUGCUGCACGUUUCUUGCUGACAGGUGUCCAAGGUGGUCUCGUAUCAGAUAGAUCAGUGCGCGUGUCUGUUAAGUCGUCCGCGCUGUCCUGUCUCUCAGUAUUACUUCGAGUACAUCCACAGAUUAUAAUUCAUUAUCUUGACAAGGAUGCUGAUUUAAAACUUUUGAAUUAUUCAGGUUCAUCCGAAGGCACUGACUCCAACCAAGACAAUAUAAACGAAUUCAUCCUCGAAAGAAAUGUUUGCUACCAAGAUUCUCUAACAGAAUCGAUCAGUCAAGAUCUACUAAAAAGUUCCGAUAGCUUACUGAACUCGAAAAAGGACGCAAAGUCCUUGGAAAAAUCCCUAGAAAGUGAACUAAAGAGCUCAAAAGACGUCCCGAGUAACAUUUUGGAUAGUAAGUUGGUUGCGAGCGGAUUUAGUGCAGAUACUAAUAUGACCAAUAGUAACUUCACAUCAAACUCGAUGACAGAUGAACAAUCGACCGGGUACCCUAUGACGAGUAGUGGUGGCAUACUAUCAUCGAGUAUCGAUUUAGAUAUGAAAUUCGAUCAUUUCGGUGACGCAACAGUGGAAGUUAAGGAGAAGAGAGAUAAAAAAAUCGAUAUGGAAAUCGAUAAAAGUGAGGAAAUCGAUUAUCAGCAUAUGAGUGACGUGUUCUUGUUGCAUGAGCACAGCGAUCCUCAGGUGCGAGGUGUAGUACGUGUUUGCAUUGGGUCGUAUCUAGUUUCCGCUAUACAUGUAUCCCAAGGAGACUAUACGAGGUGGAGGUGUUUAAGCUCGCUGCCAAAAGAUGUCGCUGAUGUUUUGGCUGUCGAGAAACUUGUGGAGAUUAUUUUAAAAGGAUUAAAUGACGAGAUCCACUCAGCUGUGACGUUGACACUAUCAGCAUUAAGUCCGCUGGCAUUGGCACUGAGUCGGAGCGUGCAGUGGGGACUUUUAGAGGAUAUGCUCAGUGCGUUGGUAUCAGUGGAGGGUAAUUCUUAUUGGCUGUGUCGGCUUAACCUAGCGAAACUGUACGAAACGCUUCCGUACCAGAGGUUGUUUAUGGUAUGCAAGACCUACAAGUCUCGGAGUAGAGUGAUUAUGGACGCAUUGUAUCGCCUCCUUGCUGAUCAAGACCAGAAAGUGAGGAGCGCUGCUGCACACGCGAUAGCCAAUAUAACUCCAAUUAUCCAGCCUCUGCCACGAGAGACCCCCAUCACCAUGCUUGCGGAAACUUCUAGAGAGAUGAGCAAGAGUUUCUGCUUCGACGAUAACAGAUUAUCACUAGAGAGAGUGAGAGAGAUGUAUUUUUAUCAGGAUCUGCCUGAACAGCUAAAGAAUCCAGAGAUUUUGACGGAUUCAGAUAGUUUAACGAUGGUUGUUGGCGGUAUUAUGGGAAGGAUUAUGUCGGCUAACUGCAAAUAUUAUAUGCAAGGACUUUUAGAAACCCUUCAAGAUAUUUGCCACCGUUGGUCGCCGUGGAAGCACAGUAUGUCCUAUAAGGGUCAGGGUGUGUUAUCGUACUGCUUGAGUCGUUUGGAGUGCUGUGGAGCAAGUGUGGCAGUUAAAACAAUAUGUACAAAUAUCUGCCGACUUGUAUAUCCAGCUGAAAUUCAUGAUCUUAUGCGACACAAAUCCAACCGUGAAAUAUUCGACACGCAAGAGGUGAAAGAGAAAUGGCAACAUUUAGAGAACGAUAAAGUUGCCAGCCUAUCCGAAAGGUUCCUCCAAGUGACAUUAAAAAUGCUAAAUGUUCUCGUACAUUUGAUAGAGGAAGUGAAUCCUAAUGUUUAUAUCAAUAAGGGAGGGAUUGUCUUGCCUGGGAGUCCUGUUAGAAGAAAAACUCAAGAACCAACUCAACGUAAAAGCAGUAUAACCCCAGAAACGGCAGACGAGAAGGGUUCGUUAAAAAAGAAGGCACAUGCACCACCCAACAGUUUGAAAGCUAAUUUCGCAGGACAUUUUUUUAACGAACCGAUAUAUAUGAAACAGUAUGACAACUUGAGGGCUACUUAUUCCAAUCAUAAGAUCAAUCUAGAUCCCAAAGGCAGUAUGUUCUACGAUUUCUUAUCGACCACGCUGAACUCACUCGCUAUUCAAUUAGAACUCUCGACUGAAGUUGAAUUCGGUCCAAUCACUGAAGAAAUACUUUAUUACCUAAAGGUUAUAAUGCCCCUAUGUCCUGAGAAAACAGUAUUUUGCGUCACGCAAUUAUUAAAAUGCUUAUUCGGCACAAAUAUGAUAAACCAAUACUCAGAUUUCAUGAGCAUAGCGGAUAAAGAGGUCAAAAAAGAAAAGGCUGCCUUCUUCAAAGAUGUCAUGUUGAUCAACAAUAUCAAUUUUGAGUCGGAGUCUAGGCGGAGCAGUGUGUGUUCGAAUUCUAGUCAAAAAUUAUCGCUGGAUAACAAGAACCCCAAGGUGGCAGAAGAGAGAAUGCUCUUGAUAGCUUUAGAGAACUUCAACAAGAAUAGAAUGGAGAGGAAGUGGGGUACGAACAAAAAAGAGUUAGAGAGAUACAUCAGACUGUUUGAGCCUGUGGUUAUACAGGCAUUGAAGACAUACACUCUCCAAAAUGAUAUCGGGCUGCAGUGUGCUGUUCUACAGCUCCUGUGUCAACUAUUAGCACUGAGAGUUAACUACUGCAUGCUGGACAGUGAACAGCUCUUUAUCGGCUUUUUGAUGAAACAGUUGGAACUCUUAGAGCAACAUGAGAUACCGAAUAGCUGUGAACUAGUGAAGAGUAUAUUGCUGUUUUUGGUUCAGCUCUCCUCAUCAAAACACCACACGAAGCAAAUCAUUGAGAUUCCCAAACUUAUUCAGCUUUGCGAUGGAUUGAUGGCUUCGGGUGCUCAAGAUGAAUGUAUAGCUGGUCUUGAACCUGUUGUUCUAAGAGUAUUUAGUAAUAUUGGAGGAAGUGGAACGGGUACCAGUGGCCUAGGCAGAGCCCAGCAACAAGAAAUCCAAGCGACGAGAGAAGUUCUGUUCUACAUGUUACAGAAAACUAUGCAUCAGCCAAAGGUAUUAGAAGUGGUGGCCUGCGUAAUAUCUCUCUCGCAGGAGCAUCCGGAAAGCUACUACCGUUGGUCGGAACUAGCGACUGACACUCUUCUGAAUCUGCUAGCAGAGAGGAGCAUCGAAUGCGAUACGAGGGGAGGAGUACGUGCUCUAGAAGCUUGCUUAGACGCUCUUUAUAGAGACGUUUUGCUCGAACAGACUCGCGUUGAGCUAUUACUAAAAAUAUUAUUCAAAGCGCCGCCCGAUCAAACUACCACGCCCCGAAAGUUGAAACUGCGCUAUUUAUCAAUAAUAAUGGUGUUACUGCGCAAAGUGCUCAUUCUAAUCCCAGAGAGCGAAAUACUGCUGUCAAUCAACUAUCUAAAGUCCACGUGUAUUGCGCCACAGAGUAUAUUUUUCAAUGUGAAACCCAGUACAGAUCCGCUGAACGUGCAAAGUGUUAACGAGACCUGCGCCAAUUUGUCACCAGAUGUCAUUCUGGUCCGGUUCCUCUUCAAGACCUUGACAUAUGCUAUCAUGGAGCUGGACGAUUUAUCUGGAGAUCACGAGCAGUACAAUGAACAGGAUGAACUAUUGUACUCUGUAUGCGUAAAUAUCGUUAUACAGGCAAAACACAUGAUGCAUUUGACAAAUGGCUGUGGGUUUCCAUUAACAGCGAAGAGCGCACAGAGCAUCCUGCACCAAGAGCAGAGCGGUUUCAACACAGGCUUAUACAGUCCAGAUGAAAACAUACCACUGGAUGCGCUUAACCGCCGUGCUCUGCUUGCAAGACCGGCGCUUACGCUGCACUGGUCGCAUUUACUCUGUAGAUUAAACUUCUUGUCACACAAGUACUGGCAGAAACUUAUAGGGUUUUCACGUAAUUUGCCACUCAGCGCACGCGCAGGCGAUACACAUCUGCUUCAAAUUGACGACCUUCAGUUAGGUGUAGCGCUUGCUUACUGCGAAUACUUUGCGGAUAAUGGACUAGGUGAGGUAUUACAUCUGACAUGGUUAUUAGUGAACCGUUGUGCUGUUCUACUGGCACAUCGCCAUGAGCCACCCGUGCAGCAAUUGCUAUCAGCGGUCCAACGAACGCCCGCUGCUAGUGCGCUGCUGUUACACGCUGUUGCUGCGCGUUGUCAACCGUCGAUGCAGGGUGAAUUUGCUUUGAACACCUACAAAGUGUUGGCUGAGUGCCAUGAAAAUCAAUCUGGUUCUUUGAUCUUUUUCAUAUGUCGUAUUAUUGGCAAGUUGGAACCUUCGAUAGCUGCCAGGUUCUCCCAGUUAGCAAUACAAAGGUGUAAAAGCCUACGAGAAGCAGGGUCCGAGAAAGUAACAAGUCAGCUUAAUAAAGAAGACGUACAAGUUGCCCUUGAGUUGCUGCAGCGUGAUAGAGCUCAUCUGCGAUAUGCAAGUCUAGUAUCAGAGCUAAACGCGCUUGCAUCAUCAAUAUUUGAUUUGUCUCCUCUGGACUUAGCGCAAGAACGCGUCGUGAAUCCUCACUCAAUUCUCACUACAAAUAUUGAUCACCAAUGGCUUCUGCUACAGGUCAAAACAAGAUGCUGUCAACGAGAUCAAACAAGACUAAAAAUACCUACGUACAAAAAUUUAGCGAAUCUUUUGUUAAAGUUACCCCUUGAAGAUCUCACUUCUGUAAUGUCUUGCUCCGAGUUCGAUAGGAACAUAGUGGGCGCCUGCUUCGAUGUCACCUGUGAUAUAUUUAUAAGGGACUUCCUAAAUGUUCUAUCUGUCCAAGAGGCAAAGAAUGAAGAACGUGAGACGAUGAGACAACAAAGAGAUAUGGCAAGAAGUAAGGAAGAGAUGACGUCAUCAAUAGACAGUAACAAAUUAAACGUGGUCAACAUACACGUGUUCAAAAAGAGCGAUAGCAAGGAAUCUAAAUCGCAAUUCUUCAUCCCCAUGACGUCUGUCGUUGAUAACGAAGUUCAAGAGAAUUUUGGCAAUCUAAGAAUAACGGAGGAAGAAUGUGAAAUAUCAGUGCCGGAACUACCGAAGCUCUAUAUAGCAAGUGUAUCCAUCUUGGAUAAAUCUUUGGCUGAUAUUUUGAAGUUAUUCCCCAAACAAAAUAGACCGCUCAGCCAAUCAGAGAACUUUAACCUAAACGUCGAACAAACGAUAGACAGAUACACGCGACGUUGCCAUCAAGUGUUUCAAGAUAAAGUAUUUUAUCAAGAAUUCAUGACGAUACAAACAAUACUCACCGGUUUUUUGGAUUCUUUGACUAGGAUAAUAUCGCGUAUCGACGAGACGGACUGCGACUUGCUGGAGAAGUGCGCUGAAAAUAUACUGCCGAGUACUCUAGCGCGAAAUUUGGCCAUUUUCAGCGUAGUUUCGUUACAGUACUUAUCAUUCUUGAUAAGUAAUAAGAAAGUGGUUGAAGCACCUGUUAAUACUGAAGUCUCCUUUCGUGCAAAUUUGCCCACAGAUAAUAUUUGCGUAGACCAUGUCAUCCUAUUGACAAUAGAGAACGUCACAAAAGCGCUGAGUUUCGAAGAAAUAUGGUCUGAUUUGAACGUGGAUAGCAAUGUUAAUAGAAUUCAAUCAGCGAUAUGUUGCUUGUAUGCGGUUGUGAAAUACUUGGUCAAAGACAAAAAACCGCUAGUAGGAAGGUCUCACUUACAAAGUAGGGACGAAGGUCCAAAGGCGGACAUCAUAAUAACCGGAGACAAGUUGAUUACAUUAAUAGAAUAUUGGGCAUAUAAUUUCUCAAUAAAGACAAAUAGAAAUAUUUUAGGCGAACGCUACGUAAAAGUGAUAGAAAAGCUACUCGUUAGAUUAGCGCGGUUAGAAGUGGUCAGUAAUAUGGCACUGAUUCCUCCCAUAGCAUGUUCGUACGUGGAUGUUAGUGCAACUGAUCAAAAGAUGACGCACCGAGUAGAGCUACCUCUUCAGGCAUUACAAGAUAUGGAUGUAUUGGAACCAUUUUUAUUCAGAGUUAAUCUAAUAGGCUGGUCGUCGAAGAAGCAGUUCGAAGAAAUUUGGGUGGGACUGCUAGGCGCUCUUCAAGGCAAUGGACCGCACUGGGCGGUGCGCGGUAUCACACAGGUGUUGGUUAGUGCUGCCCCAGCAGUGCGUGCAAAGGGGCUGCUGCAUGUUCCUAGGAAUUAUCUGCCACUGACAGAUGGAAUGCAGAGACUGCGAAGUGUUCUAGUCGGUACAAGUUCCUAUAGGAUAUUCGAAGAUAUUAAUCUCGAGCACAUCCCUCUUCUAAAUGACAACAUCACUAGCUAUCAGUAUGCCCAGUUCAGUACUGAAUACCUGAAAUUUGCUUCAGAUCUGAUCGAUGAAGCUCACUACAGAGUUCGUCAAGAAGUGAAACGAAAAAGAAAAUGCAACGAGAUCGAUAUAAAUAGUUGCGUGCAGUUAUUAAUGGAUGUUACCACCGAUAUGCUUGAUCCAAAGGCUGCGACCGGUUUAGCAGCACGAGUGUCAUUGCUAUCAGCUAUAACGACAACGAGUUCUGUGUUCAAUUCUGCAUCGGUAUGGCGGCGAGCGGGUGCUCAACUCAGCGCGCUUCACGCAGCUCAGUGGCCUCAUGCAGCCACUGCAGCAUUACACGCACUGGCUAAGUGCCUUCCAGUGCUAAGUGCCUGCGCUCCUGGAGACACUACGAAACAGGAAUUGUCAGUAGUACAUGAAAAGCUACUAAAGUCUCUGUCGUCCAGUUAUGCGCCUCUAAGACAGGCUGCGCUACGAGGUUGGCUACUGCAGCUACAACACACGACGGUUCAGAAUGAUACGUUGAUUGUAUUAAAACAACAGGUUACUCAACAACUAGGAGAUACUAAGAAAAUAUCAGUGUAUGAGCAGAGCUUGUACUGGUCAGUGCUGUUCGCGUUGGUGCCAGAAGUCCCGGAACUGCUAAUGCUGGCUGCAAAUAGUCUGACAAUGAGACCACAGCAUUAUUGCGCUGACUUACUUGUUAGGGGAUUAAUUUCAGUCUUACGUCAACAAGUAUUACCGAAGGAUCUCAAGAAAAACGUAGUAGAGAAGUUACUGGAGAGCAUGCCCAAGUUAUCGGAGGACCACGCCGUUCAAAUACUAAUGGUGCAUUUGUUUUCAGCCGACAGCAAGCUAGUAUCUCCAAAGCAGCGAUGUGAGGUCUCCAACAUGGACCCAGAUGUAUUAAUGGGUACGAUGGAGCGUAUAACCUUACUCUACAAACGGCUGCGGUGCGUCGAGCGGCCGGAAUGUCAAAAGGCGUGCGCAGACGCAUUGCGGUACUUUCUACGAGAGACACUACCACCAGCUGCUACUUUGAGCCGAGCUCUGCUAGAAAUGCUUGAUGCAUGUCGACAAGCAGAAAGCGAUACUAACUAUGCUCUUAGUGACCGGGAUACCCGCGUCAGAGCCGCUGUUGCAAAUUGUGAAGUUGUCUUUGAGGUGUUCGAGGCGUCCGUAGUUCAAGAACAACUGAACGUGUUAAGCGGAUGGCUCCUCGAGGCUUUAGGACAUUUGCUCACCACCAACCUCUCUUCCCGCCUUCUCCCCUUCACCCUCCUCCCGCUGCUUGUCAGUGCCACCCCCCAUCCCCUCCUAAGAUCCACGUAUCCCCUUGCCCUCAACGCGUUUCACUCCGGCUUCUAUAUCACCGAGGGACAUUACGGCAUCUUCAACGAACUCUUCAAGUGUAAAUCUUCUAUGACUUUCUCUGAACGCAGAUUAUUAUGUCUAGUCGCUAUGCACUCACAAUUUACUGAACAGCAAUGGAUGAGGUUGAGAGAGUUGUGCGAUGAGAAUGAGAAUUUGGAUGAUUUGAAACAAUGUUUGAUUGAGUUGAAUAAAAACACUAACACAUGA